Messenger RNA from Alternaria postmessia, 366 nucleotides. RefSeq lists its product as uncharacterized. NCBI's taxonomy places the organism in Eukaryota, Fungi, Ascomycota, Dothideomycetes, Pleosporales, Pleosporaceae. The transcript has a single exon. The coding region runs from base 1 to 366 and encodes 121 amino acids. The record is from RefSeq and is a predicted model, not a curated record.
AUGUCUUCACCAACUUCCUCGUUGUACAGCAACUACUCUACCGAGGCUUCAUCAUCUCGUGGCUCAACAUGUGCUUACCCAUCAUGGCCUACCGGUCCAUCGCUGGACCACCGCAGUGCACCAUCCUCUUACAUUAGCGAUGCCGACCUCUUUGGUGAGGACUUUGACGACGACUUCGCCUGCCCAUUCCUCGACAAGGCUCCUGCUCCACCACGCGUCUACCCCAUGGCACAGGCAAUGCCCGUCUUGCCACCACUGUACGCGCCCAAGAAGCCAAAGAGCGAGCGUCGCCGCAGCAGUGGCAAGCAGCGUCGCACUUCCAAGCCCAUGACUCCCAUCUCCGAGUCACCAGAGCAGGUUGAAUGA